UUUGUUUUCACUUUCCUCCUGUCUGGGGUCUUGGGAGGAAAAUUUGAACCCAACCUCAUCUCGGCCUCGAUCUCAAUCUCUCACACUCACGAGCAGAAGCAUUCACUAUUUCACCUCCAUUUUCAUCUUCGUCCUCCUGAUUCCCUCUCCUCCACUGCAAAUCCUGACCCUAACCCUAACUCUAACUGUAAUUCAAAAUUGCUCGCUUCAACUUCUCAAUGUUCUCUACCCAAUUUGUUCUCUCCUUCUCUCUCCUCCUUUCCCUGCCAAUCCUCUUCCUCCUCGGCCCCCGUAUCUUCUCUCCUCACUCUUCUCUCCCGCCGAUUCCUCUCCCCGACGAACUCGACGAUCUCUCGCUUUUCAAUCGCGCCGCCUCUUCCUCCUCUCUUUCUCGCUCCCAUUUGUCCUCUUCUAACCCUAAACUAAAGAUCGCUUUUCUCUUCCUCACCAACUCUGACCUCCAUUUCUCCCCUCUUUGGAACCGUUUCUUUAAGAAAACAAAUAAAAAUCUUUACAACAUUUACAUCCACGCGGAUCCUUCUGUUAAUAUAACUUCUCCGUCCGGAGUUUUCGCCAAUAAAUUUAUUAGUUCCAAACGGACUUACCGCGCGUCGCCUACACUCAUCUCCGCCGCGCGUCGGCUUCUUGCUAAUGCCAUCCUCGACGACCCGGCCAACGCGUUCUUUGCCCUCGUCUCGCAGAGCUGCAUCCCGCUGCAUUCUUUUCGGUAUGUUUACAACGCGCUGUUCACUUCUACAACCUUCGAUUACUCGUCGUCGGCUGAUUCAACUACCGCGUUUGGAGUCCGAGUUCGCUACAAGAGUUUUAUCGAGAUAAUCUCAAAAGAACCACGGUUAUGGAAGCGUUACAUUGCGCGUGGGCGGUACGUGAUGACACCGGAAGUACAGUUCGAUCAAUUUAGGGUUGGAUCUCAGUUUUUUGUUUUGACACGUAAACACGCGCUUCUGGUGAUUAAAGAUCGGAAGCUUUGGAAGAAAUUUAAGAAACCUUGCUACAGGUCGGAUGAGUGUUAUCCAGAGGAGCAUUAUUUUCCGACUUUGUUAUCAAUGCGGGAUCCGAAUGGGUGUACCCAUUACACGCUCACUCGGGUCAAUUGGACUGGUACCACUAACGGCCACCCAUACACGUACAGGCCCAAUGAAGUGUCACCGCAGCUUAUUCAUCGGUUGAGGGAGUCGAAGAAUUCGGAGUCUUACUUGUUUGCGAGAAAAUUCUCGCCGGAUUGUUUGAGACCAUUGAUGGAAAUCGCAGAUUCGGUCAUUUUCCGAGACUGAUCAAGAUCAAGAGUUGUUCCUGGUGGAAAAAUGAAGAAAGUUUUGAGAAAUUGUAAAUGGAGAGAUGUUGGAGUAAAAAGUAGAGGGGAAUAUGGUUUUGAAGAGGCGUAAAAUGCCCACAGCCUACUAACCCAAAAGCUCCAAACUUUAGAGUCUAUUUACUUGCACGGGAUUGAAAGGAGAAAUUAAUGGGAAACAUAAAGCAGGUACUUUUGUUAAAGCACUGAUUUGAUUGUGUAACAAAUAGCAAGGGCAAGAGUAGUAAGAAGUGGGUUUUGUCUUUUUGUUGUGUAAUUGUUUGUAUACAUAUUAUUUUAUGAAAAAUUAAUUAAAUGGGAUCUA
Molecule: messenger RNA, 1637 nt
Organism: Mangifera indica (mango)
Lineage: Eukaryota; Viridiplantae; Streptophyta; Magnoliopsida; Sapindales; Anacardiaceae
Product: glycosyltransferase BC10-like
Exons: 2
Coding region: 219-1295 (358 amino acids)
Cellular component (GO): membrane
Molecular function (GO): glycosyltransferase activity
Source: RefSeq, a predicted model, not a curated record